This is a messenger RNA of Doryrhamphus excisus (bluestripe pipefish), 4143 nucleotides long. It is a transcript of the gene tsc22d3, whose product is annotated as TSC22 domain family, member 3. Lineage: Eukaryota; Metazoa; Chordata; Actinopteri; Syngnathiformes; Syngnathidae. Gene Ontology annotation, biological process: negative regulation of activation-induced cell death of T cells; regulation of transcription by RNA polymerase II. The record is from RefSeq and is a predicted model, not a curated record.
CCCUUUCUCCAUCAAAUUAGAAUUAAAUUAAUUAAAAAUUAAAAUUAACUAAUUAAAAAAUGCCAAACUAAGAAAUGGAUGGUGAACAGGCUGUUCACCAUCUGAUGGGAAGUGUAAGAGCACCGCCUUUAAAAGAUGACGGCAGAGGCGGAAAAGCUUUGUGCCUUUGAGCAAGGUGGGGUUGCUGAGCUGCAGAUCAGCGCCAUGGCUGCUGAGCUUGGACGCAGUAAGAGCGUCAUUACAAACCUCUGGAAAACAUCCUGAAGCUCGUGGGACAUAAAAGUCAAGUGGUAGACCCAAAAAAGGAUCCCAUUGGCUGUCCGUCAAGACUCGGGACCAUCCUGGGCCCAAACGUAGGUGGGUACCGGUGCUGAGUGCAGACCAACAACCAUCACCAAAUCUUUUUGCAUUUUGAAGCUCGACUUUAAACCUCCUUGAGAUCCAAAAUGCACAAUCUUGCAGGUUGCAUCAGGAGUGUAUGUAUGAAAUAUAUAUAAUACAGCUUAUGUAUAUAUCAGGAUGUUCAUGAAGUGUUUUGGUUUUUAGUGUGUGCCGUUUCUGACAGACUAAAUCCGCCCAAAGAUGUUAUGGUUUUCAUCCCGGGUCGUCUUCGGCUAUUGGCGAAGAUGAAUCACAGUGUUACACAACCCAGUUGGCUGCAGCUCAGGGAACAUUUGACGAGCAGGGCGGCCCAUCUUUGCGAGCUUUUGAACACAUUUGCACACGCCAAACGGGCCGUCGGGCCGUGGAGUGCUCCACGGAGGUUUGACAAAGUGAAACUCUAUCUGUUAGGAAACAAGUCCAGCCCCCGGUUUGCAUUUGCUUCCUAACUUGCCCAAUGCUCGUAUCAGUGAAUCUUUACUCCGUGACAAGAAAUGAACGUGACAACCUCCCCUGUUCCUAAACGGGACUCCCGCGGUCGGGCAAGAUAAUCCCUUCUUCCCAAGAGAGCUUGAUAUUAAAGCUGACAGCUGUACAGUCACACUUGUCACCCUCCAUAGUCUCCUGUGGGCUCUUUCUUCAUUAGGCUUCCAGCCCGUCGAAAGGCAGUCCUUGUGCUGGCGUCGCUUGGACUCAAGUCCCUUUUCUGCAGCUCAUGCAAUCCAUGCAUGGUCCACAACUGCAUUGUGAAAUUGUGCUUUAAGAAAUUGUGUAAUUUGGUGAGCAUCCUAUGGAUGGGUACGUGCUACGUACUCAGCACAACAACAUGCUAAAUAAACACUGCACUUAUUGCAGACAAUCAAUCAUGAGGACGGGCUGUGGCGACUUCAAGAACACAAUGUUACUUGCACAGUUCACUGACUUUUUUUCCGAGUGUGAGAACAAGCUGCGUUGCGCAAUCAACAACUGCCAUGCGGGGGGAGGAAGAAAAAAGGGGGCCAGCAGGUGUGUGUUUUUCUCGCACUGCGUGCACGCUGUGGGCAAUGCAUGUCUCUGUGACACGUCGCGGGAGGUUUCAUACGCUUGCAUCACACAAGGAACAGUGUCAAACUAAAAGGUCAUGCAUCAUGACCCCCCCGACCUUAUGAGCGGGUCAGUGAAUGUGUGUGUUGUCAUCCUUUACAUUUUCCAUAUGGUUUGGACGUUAAGCACAUCUCCUGAAAGCUGAACGUUUUAAAUUAUGGAGUCAGGAGAAGAUCCUGGAAAAUUCCUUCCACCCUGCAAUGCAAUGUAAACACAGUGAUCGUUAUGGGCUGUUGCAGUUGCAGGGCUUGGCCAGUAGAGGCCGACAGAAUGCAGGAACAGAGUGAAAGGAAAUUCACCAGAAGACCGGAAUGGAAAAGUACCUUGACUUUGCACUUGGUGGUGCAGUACUGUACAUUGUGUUAUUAUUUUCACACUGAUGUCUGGUGAUAACAUGUAGGCGUGACAGUACGUGUUGUUUAUCUUGAUCAACUGUACCCUCAAUUCUGAGUGAAAGAAAGCACAUCAACAACAAGUGGCAUUAAAGUCCCGUGUUGGUGAAAUGAAAUCAAUCCGAGUUGCAAUGCACAUUGUGCAGGAAACAUGUAUUUCUCCAUUUAUUUACCAAAACCAAGAGUAGCUUAUUUAACGCAACGCUCAUCGGGAACCAAUGCUGCGUUCAGGUGCUCGACGUAAACAAAUGCCUACCUGCUUGAUUACCGUUUGAUACCCUGCCCAUCAUUCACUACAAGUUGGUAUAAAGAAUAAAUAAGUCCAGACUGUAUGUAGUGUAACAAUGACUCUGCACGUGUCAUAAUGCUUAUAAUUGGUAAAUGAUUGCAAAACAAUCAGGAUCGUGAGCCGUCUUGUGUCUCCUAUUGUUUAUGUAAAAUCGUGCACCGUGUUUACAGCGAAGCCGUAUUUACGAGUCAAGUUGUAGUUUUCCCAACGGUACUGAAACGCACCGCAAAAAAACAACGCCCGCCACCUUCAUUUACAUAAUGUAUGCACGCGUCAUGUGACGUCACGACUCCUGCCGUUUAUAUACUGGCGAGUUGCAGAAAAUAGCUCAGCAGACAGUCGCUCAGCCAGACAAGCGACCCUCGAUAAGCUUUGACUCUGCACUUCGCCAGUGCAUCGACGAAACCGAAACACAAGGAUUUAUUCUCCACAUUUUUCAUACCGACUCGCAAAGGUGGCGAAAAGUAUCUUCCAAACGAGUCUGUCGCUGACCAUGAGCACGGAGAUGUUCGCUAAAACGCCAAUGGAGGUGGCCGUCUACCAGCUGCACAACUUCUCCAUAUCGUUCUUCUCCUCGCUGCUCGGAGGAGACGUCGUGUCGGUCAAACUUGACAACAGUGCCUCUGGUGCUAGCGUGGUGGCCAUUGACAACAAGAUAGAGCAGGCCAUGGACCUGGUCAAGAACCACCUGAUGUACGCCGUGCGUGAGGAAGUGGAGAUCCUCAAAGAGCAGAUCAAGGAGCUGGCGGAAAAGAACAACCAGCUGGAGAGGGAAAACUACCUGCUGAAGAACCUGGCCAGUCCGGAGCAGCUGGAGAAAUUCCAGUCCCGCAUCCCGAGCGACGGCCUGCUCCCGCUGGACAAUCAGAGCGUCCAGGCGAUGUCCGAGCAGCAGACCUGCAGCCACGCCGCCGGCUCUGCUGUGUAAGUGGCUCUGCCUUGGGGCGGGCAGAGCCACUGUCCCUGUUCAGCAAUGGACCUCCAUGUUUUUGCGUUGAAAGAAUUGCUGCCGCUGGAAAAACAGGCAAUGAGGGCGUGGCCUAGUGGCCGCCAAACGCCCGAUGGGACUUGAAAAGUUGACUGAUGAGCACAAAACCCCAGACCGGCGCAGCGUCAGGUCCCGUCCUCUGAACCCGUCCAAGUCUUGGCCGUCGUGCCAACGAGCGCCAAGAACUGAGAGGCGCAUUAGCGUGCUCGCUCGCUUUCGGACAGCGGGUCGGAGUGGGCGCCAUCGGCGACCGUCCGUAGGCUCUGGUUGGGCUGGUCCCGCAGGUGCUAACUCGGAAAGCCUGUGAGGCGGGUGCGGCCACUUCCUGCUCCACCCGGGUCUGGACGUGCUGUGAGGAGGCCCCCCCUCGGCGUGUGGAUGCGUUCCGAGUUUCCAGGAUUCCCGACUCCACAUUUCAUCCGCAAGGACUUUCCCCGUCUUGAUGUUGACGUUGAUUAACCGAAAUAGCAGGAUGAGCUGAGGUGACGCUUGGCGUCUAAUCCAGCCUGGUGGACGGACUAUGCUGUACUGAUUGCUAAUCUGUAACCUUCUAAUGUCUGCACUUAGGGCUUGCCGCUUCUGGGGGGGGGGUCAUCCGUGCCGUAUUUUGUUUUGUUCCAGUCGUAUAAUAGCGAUGCUCCUUAGAGAUCAUUUUGUCUUCGUCCUGCAGCCGAAGACCAGCGGCGGACUGCUGGGACGUCUGCAAGCGUUGACGCCGUUUCCUAAGCCCGGCGCCAACCUGAAAACGAUGGCAUGACAACAGUGCCUGCACGUAGUCAGAGAGGAACACGUUGCGUUUUCCAAGCUACCAAAGACUCCAAAUGCAAACGAGCAAAAAGACGAGGCGCCAGCCAGGACCAUGUGUUCCAAGUUCACAGGGAGAAGUUAGUCCUCGUCUCUGGUUUUGUAAAGAUAACGGGAUUGUUGCUCUAAAGUAUCCAGACAACAUUUGUUUGCUACGCUCUUUGGAUACACUGCACAUUUGCAAUAAACCUUAUGUUUACAUAACA